GCGAACAUCUGCCCGCCUUCAGAUUCGAUCAGAGUAGCAUGGGAGCGGACUAUUUUCUUUCUCCCACGAGGGAUCCACUCGCAGCCCGCGGCGCAGAAAGACACCGGACCACGCCAGCCCACCGCGGAAUGGGGGCGGGCGCAGCGGCCGUUUUUGGCGCUGCAGAUGCGAUGAGAUGAGAAUCUGUACGCAUGUGGUCUUGUGCAUCGGUGCCGGGCUGGUGGGCUUCCAAACGAGGCGUUUGGUGAUGAUGAACGCGGGCAAGGCGCACUGCGCGGUGUUGCCGCGGCUGCCGACGCUGGCGUCCAUGGGCUUUGAGGGUUCGAGUGUUGCCAAGGACGAGGUUCCGGAGCUGGUCAAGGGGAGCUUUCUGAAGCGAGUGCCUGAGGAGCAGGUCGUCCUCCAACUUCCACCACCCUUCCUCUGCGAUCCCUUCGAGCACGUGAUAGUGAUCAACCUGGAAGAUGACCGUGGCAAAGGCCGCAGAGAUCACAUGGUCCGUGAGUUCGAGAAGGCUGGGGUGAAGAAGUACAACUUCUUUCCAGCAGUGGACUUCAAGAAGGACGAUCAGCUGAAUCGGGAACUGAAGAACAUUUUGGGCCUUUGCACCAAUCCUGCACGUUGUCACAAUACCCUGGGUUGCGCCAUGAGCCAUCGACGGGUCUAUGAGAAAGUCUUAGCCGAAGGCUGGCCCUGCGCCAUGGUGUUCGAGGACGACGCCGGGCUGGCGGGGAACUUCUCGCAGCGGCUGGGGGAAGCGGCGAUGGCCGGCAUGCCCAACUUCGACAUCAUGUUGCUGGGCUGGUGCCACACCAAGAAGGACAAAGGAGCGCACCCUCCGGAUCAGAGCAGUGUGCCCACCCUGAAGAAUGGAUGGCCCGGCAUGUGCAUUCAUGCAUAUGUCAUUAGCAUCUAUGGCGCGUUGAUGAUGAGCCAAGCCAACUCUCCGAUCCAGAUCACCCCCGAUGCGGUCAUGGAUGGUGCACACCACUUCCACAAUCGCACGCGGACGCACAUCAAUCGGCAUGGCAUGACUGGUGCCUAUUGGUUCACCGAUCCCCUCAUGGCUUGGCCACGUGGACAGAGGAAACUGCGACAGGAGGACAGGAAGAUAGAUCUUGGGUGAGUGGCAUCAGCACGGUAUGUGAAGAGCCUGAGGUAUAGAUCAUUUCAUGAAUGUCCAUGAUUUUUUUGCCUCUCUCUCUCUCUCUUUGUGCAGGGUUCAUACAUGAACAGCUCCUGCAACAUGCUACUUCCCCGCGGGGCGGACUCACGACGGCAGGGUUUCGGCGAGAGAAGAAAUUGAGUUCCUAGGGAGUCUCCCCCCAAAAAAACAGCGACUUGUUCAGGGAAGAAGGUCUUUUUGUAGCUGAGACACUUCAGUAAUUAGAGUCCAUUAGACUCGGCUUGACGACUAGACUCGGCUUUACGCACGUGGAGGACGGGCGACGCCAUAGGGAUAUGUCUUUUUUGAAGGUGAAUCUCCACCGAACUCGAUCAGCUCGCAUGUCCUUGUGGGGAACAUUGAAAGACAUUGAGCAUCGGAAGCGGAAGUUGGCUAGGUCGGACGAGGCCUCCUCUUCACUCCGGCUCAGCCGCUUCGGCACGUCGCACGGUGGGAGGGACGCUAGGGGCUCCACGGCGAAGCCGUGGACGGUGUGGAGAGAACGCCCUGGCCAACCUAAGAGGGAUGGCCAACCUCCUCGGCAGCGAGGCAAGACGUGGAUGCAGACAACCUGGGCGGUGGCGUCUGAAGAACAGGGCCGUCACGUCGACCGUCGCGCACGUCCCGUCACGUCGCACCGUCGCGCGGUUUCGCGAGCGAAAAAGGC
Molecule: messenger RNA, 1832 nt
Organism: Durusdinium trenchii
Lineage: Eukaryota; Dinophyceae; Suessiales; Symbiodiniaceae
Source: the annotation of a GenBank genome assembly